AUGGUGAGCUUCUGCGAGCUGUGUGGUGCGGAAGCCGAUCUCCACUGCGACGCCGACUCAGCUUACCUCUGCCGAUCCUGCGACGUAAACUUCCACGCUUCUAAUUUCCUCUUCUCCCGGCACGUCCGUCGCAUCAUCUGCCCUCAUUGCAAAUCCCUCACCGGAGAUUUCGUCUCCGGUCCCUUUUCGCCUUGGCCUCCGAGAACAAGCUGCUGCUGCUCUGGAUCGUCUUCGUCUUCAGACUCGUCUUGCUGCUCGUCUCUCGAUCGUGUCUCCAGCUCGGAGCUAUCGUCGACGGCGAGGAAGACGCGUGUCGUGAACAGAGCGCAGAGGAGGGAAAACAGAGUCAAGGCCGUUGCGGUUGCAGUUGGGAACGGCGUUUUUGUAAAAUGGUGCGAUAGAUUAGGAUUAGACGGGGAUUUGAGAAACGCGGUCGUUUCGUAUGCGUCUCUCGCCUUGGCCGCUGUGGAGAAGCAGAGAGCGACGAAUAAGGUGAUCUUAGCGGCGGCGUUUUGGUUUGGCGUUAGGAACUCGCGUAAGAAGAUGAUGAAGUGGCCGAGUUUGAAGAAGGUGGAAGACGUAACCGGGGUUGCAGCGGGAAUGAUUCGAGCGGUGGAAAUCAAACUGGCGCGUGGUGUGACGAUGCAGCUCAGGCGGUUGCGCGUGGACUCGGAGGAAGGAUGGGCCGAAAACGACGCCGUUUGA
Molecule: messenger RNA, 705 nt
Organism: Microthlaspi erraticum
Lineage: Eukaryota; Viridiplantae; Streptophyta; Magnoliopsida; Brassicales; Brassicaceae
Source: the annotation of a GenBank genome assembly